This is a messenger RNA of Bradysia coprophila, 3221 nucleotides long. RefSeq names its product growth/differentiation factor myoglianin (gene myo). Lineage: Eukaryota; Metazoa; Arthropoda; Insecta; Diptera; Sciaridae. Gene Ontology annotation, cellular component: extracellular region. The record is from RefSeq and is a predicted model, not a curated record. Gene Ontology annotation, molecular function: cytokine activity; growth factor activity.
UCAUUUAGUAAAGUCAGUAGGCUCGGGAUAUCCACAGCGAGCAGUCGAAUUACAAUAAUAAUAAUUUUAGUCGAGUUUUUUCAUUUUUUUUCUUUUUUAUUAACUUUUUUUUUCAUUUGUCUCAAAUUUUAAUUUAUUUACUAUGUUGAGUAUCAUGGUUGUUGGAUGUACGCAAAAAUUAUUCAAUAUUUUUAGUUCGAUAAGUAAACAUUACACUUUCCACUGAUAGUAAUACACUUAGCUAAUUUACUGUCUCACAGAAGAAGAAAAAAAAAUUAAUUUAAUUCUCAUCUCUUUUUCCGAACUAAAAAAAAAAUCAAAUUUUUUAUGGUAAAAACGAUGAUAAGUAAACAAUCAGCUGUGUGAAACGCGAAUGUUAAAAUUUGAAUUCUUUUUUUUUGAAAUUUUUGUGAUAAUACUUAAUGGACUGAAUUUAAUAAAAAAAAAUUAAAUAUUUUAAUAUAAACUAAAUUAAAAUUUAUACAAAAUUAUAUAUGAGUGUGGUGUGAGGUUGUCCGAUUUACAAAUUAAAUUCAACGUCAUCCAAAAAUUUGUUACAUUAUAAAUUCGGUAAAAAAUAAAUCGAAAAGAAAUUUUCAAUUGAAAACGCGUAUGCAAUUUUUCGCAUUUUUUUUUAAACUGAACAAGUGCAGAGUGCUGAUUGCAGUGAUUAUAUGGAAAGGUUAAAUAAAAUUAAAUAAAGUAAAAUUGAUUUGAUAUUGAAAUAUUCGUGUGCAUUUUUAAAACAAACAAACAAAAGUAAAAAAAAUAGCACCGGUGGUGUGUGUGGUAAUAAUAAAAUCCGAGCCAAAGAAAUUAUGUCGAUUCAAUUUAAAAUUAUGUAAAGAGAGCUAAAUUAAAGGUUGGACAUUAAUUUAGAGGAACAAAUUAAUUGGUUAAACGGGAAAACGAGAACAGUACAAUGAGUGUCACAUGCAAAAUCCAGGCCACUAUUAAAAUGCCAUCAACAGAAUCAACACACUGCCAUGACAAACUGUCCAAUAGUCAAGAAGAAAUGAAGACUUUCCAAGCACAUAAAUCAAAUAGCCGUCUCAGUCAUGCACAUUCGUGUGGCAAUAAUAUUCCAACCAUCGUCGAUGAGUCAGUUUUCAUCAACAAUUCAAACAUGUCCAUCAUUUCCACCACUGUAUGCCGGCAAUUUUCCACAACAUUUUUCAAUCGCAAAUGGAUCUACCGAUACCUACUGACAUUGUUUAUUCUCAUGUAUGCCAUAAACAGUUCACCCAUAUUAUUAACAAACGCUCAAACACUCAAAUCGAAUCGAACAUCGGCCGCAAUCACACAAAAUUUCAACAAUAAAAUUAUUUCAAACAGUGGCACCGCUGGCGGUUCGGUUACACAAAGAACGGCCCGCAAUAAUCGUAAUAAUAACAUCCGAAAAGAACACUUCAAUGCGAAUCCGGACGGUGAAAUCAGUGAACGACCGAGUUGCCAUUCAUGUUCACAGCUGAAGGACGUGGAAGCCGAUAAUCUGAGAUCAUUCAAAAGUCACAUAUUGCAACGGCUCCGAUUUGACCAUGCACCGAAUAUAUCGAUGGAAUCGGUCACAACCGUUUCGGAGAGUGUGCUGGCUAACUUUUACAACAAAUACGGUGAACGGUACAUUCGACGGAAUGGACGGGACUAUAUGGACGAGAUGAUGAGUGACGAGCCGAAGAAUUAUGAAAGGGAUGAGAAUAAAGUUGGCGACGACAAUGACGGUGAAGAUGAAGACGAACCAUUCUUUUCGUCCACCCAAAGCAUUUAUUCAUUUCCGAAUGUAUCAAAAGCUCGUCAUCGCGGUGACAUUUUGGAAUUCACCAUACACCACAGCAAUAACCUUGCAAUCAGUGAGGCCAUAUUCCACCUGCAUAUUCACGGCGACGAUUGGAUUGCUGAAAAUAUUCCAUCACUUCUGGAAGAACAUCGACAUGACUCCAUCGGUAUAUCAUUGAAUCGUCUAGUGCGAAGCACAUUGCAACGCUACACUCGUACAGAUAGCGACUACAGAGGUCCUAUUCCGAAGGGCGAUGGAUUCGAUGUUCAGUUCAAUGUUACGGACAUGGUUAUCGAUUGGAUAAAGCAUCCACAAACGCCACAAGAAAUUGUUAUCAAAACAACCAAGCAAUGGAUGAGGCAGAUCAUAAUGUUGGAUUCGAAUUCAAAAAAUGCUCCAUACAUUGAAAUCCAAACCAAAGAGAUUCGACGCAAACGGUCCAAGCGCCAACUGGAUUGUGCACAUACUGGCGGUGAAACGCGUUGUUGUAGGUAUCCGCUACGUGUUGAUUUCCGUCAAUUCGGCUGGGACUGGGUGAUUGCACCGGAUGUUUACGAUGCCUAUUAUUGUGCGGGUGAUUGUCCGCAAGGCUAUCUGCCCAGAUAUCAUCAUUCUUAUGUAUCUCAAUUGGGAUCAUCAUUUUCACCGUGUUGUUCUCCGAAAAAACUGUCGUCGUUAAGUCUUUUAUAUUACGAUAGUAAUAAGCAAGUGAUUCAUAGCAUAAUACCAAAUAUGGCAGUUGAUAAAUGUAGUUGUUCAUAAGGAAUUCUCUGUUGUUGUCUACUACUUCUUAUGUUAGAAGUGACACGUUUUCGUGUCGCUUCAUAGAUUUUUUUUUUUGAUUUUGUAAUGUUGUGAUUGAUUGGUUAAGAUAUUUACGGCUAGAUAAAUGAGAAGUGGCAUUGAUUCCUAAAACUGAUUAAUCGGCCAACAAUCACAAUGCAAUUUGUUCGAUGCUCGAAUAUAUUUGGCUUAACAUUUAUGGUUAUUUUGAAAAGAGACACAGUUUUACUAAAAAAAAUGCAAUUUGGUAAGUGUGCUAUAUCUAUAGUCGCAGGGUUAGUACAAAUAAAUAACGUUGAACACGCCAACAUAACAAUACUCAACAGUUAGAUUUAUAAAGCUCUUAACGGUAAACUUUUUUGAUUAAUUUUAAAUAAUUAUUUUACAAAACCACGAUAAUGCCAUCUUAAUACACCAGUACACACAUAAAGUGACUUGAGUUAAGAAGAAGUUAAUUAAAACAGACUUUAGUUCAGUACAGAGGCAGGGCAAUCUAAGAAAUUACUAUAAAUCAAGUGUCACUUAUCGACCGAUAUCAUUUAAUUUUACAUAAUACGUCCGUUAUAUUGAAGUCCAUACACAAUCUGUGUGCUGUAUUAAAUUCACCACUUAGAAUCUGUCUUUGUGUAAUGCAAUUUUGGCUCAACCAUUUUAGAAACAC